Gigantopelta aegis is the source of this 7582-nucleotide messenger RNA. RefSeq names its product contactin-like. Lineage: Eukaryota; Metazoa; Mollusca; Gastropoda; Neomphalida; Peltospiridae. Bases 77 to 3781 code for a protein of 1234 amino acids. Gene Ontology annotation, biological process: cell-cell adhesion. Gene Ontology annotation, molecular function: protein binding. The transcript has 25 exons. The record is from RefSeq and is a predicted model, not a curated record.
UAUUUUUAGAUGUCGCCGAACGUUUGAACCGCCAUAUUAAGACGGAAUCAUAAAAACACACGGCAGUGAUGACAUUAUGAUAAAACUUAUCAUUUUCCUCUCCCUGACUUGUGUUGUUCAGGCAGCACAAGUGUUUAACUGUGAAAGAGAUUGGUUUUUAUAUGAUGAUGCUAGAAAAUGUUACAGAUUUGUUGCCUUUCCACAGAAGAACUAUGCAGAUUCUACAAGGAUGUGUAGGCAAGAUGGAGCCUCUCUCGUGAGCAUAAACUCGGUUGGUGAACAUAACUUUAUUGCACAGCGACUCAGCACGGAUCAGCGCAGAGAUGACUGGUUUACCAGCGGUAGUGUCAGUGCCCGGUCUAAAAGCAUUAUAUGGCGAGGUGACUCGACAUCAUCUUCCACGUUCGAAUUCUGGAUUAACAAGACAAACGCACAGAUGGAAGGACGGACUGUCGUCUACACAUACUCAGGGAAUGCAUAUGGCUGGGGUAUAGCUGAAACAGAUGCUACGCUGUCUUUUAUCUGUGAGAUUGACCAAUCACAAGCGUAUAAAAUCGUUCAAGAGAGUCGAGAUUUUGACUAUGGUUUAGAUACGGUAAAUUUUAAUGAGAUUCCCAGAGGUCCGAAAUUCCUUGUGCAGCCAAUUGAGACUACAAUCCUGGGAGCUACGUCGGCUGUGUAUUUGGAGUGUGUUGCUUUCAGCAUUCCUCAGCCCAGCUACAAGUGGCUGAAGAAAGUUGGGCAGAUCUACACCUACAUAGUUCCCAACGAGAAUUACACGCUGACCAAUGGCCGCUUGACGAUCCAUGAUCCCAAAAAAUCUGCAGAAAGUGACUAUUACUGUGAAGCUAAAAAUGAUGCUGGUCUUAUUAGGAGCAAAACUGUGCAACUUUCGUUUGGUGUGCUUGGAGAGUUCUCUAAUGUGCAGACUGCACCAGUGGAGGCGUGGGAACACAUGGGAUCUCAGCUCCAGUGCCCCAGCAUUAACCACAAGCCAGCUUUGAAAUACCAGUGGUACAAGAACUCGAUUACACAAUUUAUUCGCCCCAGUUACCAGAAGCACAUUUUCAUCUCUGGUCAUGGCAAGCUGUACUUCUCCGAAGUGAACCGGCCUGACGCAGGCACCUAUCACUGUAUUGUUAUUCUCACCACGCUGGGCUCUCUCGGGAACUACAUCGGGUCCUCGCAGUCUCCCAGCAAGACCAGUCUCGGCUUCAAGUUGGUUGUCAAGAACAAAGCUGCGUCCAACUAUCAGCCCAUCAUUCAGGAUGACUUUCCGGCAGUUUUCCCGACACAACCCAAACGUGGAAUGUAUAUCCAGAUAGAAUGCUUUGCUUAUGGAACUGGGCCUCUUACCUACAGUUGGAUACGACACAAUAAAGCAAUGCCGAACACCGCCCGGUUGGUGAAGGGUUCAAACAACCGGAUCCUGGCCAUCGACAAUGUGCAGUUCUAUGACCAGGGAACGUACGAAUGUCGGGUCCAGUCGGGUAGUCUGUCAGACCGAAAAUUAUUUACCCUGCAAAUUCAGUCGGAGCCAUUCUUCACGUACAAUCUAACUGACCAGCACGUGGACGUGGGUUCGAAGCUCAUCUGGUACUGUGAAGCCGACGGGCGCCCGAUCCCCACCUACUCGUGGUACAAGAAUGGACAGCCCAUCACAAAUGUCUCAGGGGUGAUCAGCGCCAGUAGGAACCGGCUCGUUAUUGAGAAGCUCGACAAGGACCGCGACUCGGGCAUGUACCAGUGUGCAGCGACCAACUCACAUGGGACCACAUUGAGUUCGGGACAGAUCAGAGUGCUGGAAUUUAAGCCCAACUUCAGGAAAACCCCUCUUGAGAAGCGUAUCUCAGCAGCCCGAGGUGGAAAUGUCACCAUAGUCUGUAACCCAGAGUCUGCGCCCCAGGCCGAGUAUCAGUGGCUCAAAGAUGGCCGCAGCCUCGGUUUGACCAAGGGUUCGGAAUCAGGCAACCUGCACAUGUUGAUGAAUGGAAAUAUCUACAUAACUGGUCUUCGCAUGUCAGAUGGCGGUCGCUACACCUGCAGAGUGGAAAACCGUCUGGGAAUUAGCGAGGAUUUUGCAACGCUCACGAUUGUUGAUCAGACGCGAAUCACACGCGGCCCCUCACCCACAACUGUGACGAUCAACUCCACAGCAACACUGAUCUGUGAGGCAUCGGUGAACCCAACGAUAGACCUCAUCUACUCAUGGCACUUCAACGACCACGUCAUUGAUGUGGACGAGGAUCCUCAUUAUCGACUGGGUGAUGACGUGUACACCAAGGGCUACCUCUACAUCAUCAACUCUCAGUACCAACACUCUGGAUAUUACACGUGUCACGCCUCCACUGGCCUUGACGUUGUCACAGCAAGUGCAGUACUCACUGUCAUAGGUCCCCCGGGAGAGCCUGCAGGUGUGUUUCCAGAUGCGUCCGGGAGUAACAUCCUGCAGAAGAGGUCGAAGAAGAUCGUCUGGUCCGAUGGCGAUGACCACGGGGCCAACAUCCUCUACUACGAUGUCGAAUUCAACACCAACUUCAAUGAGAAGUGGAGGAUUCUUAAAGAGAGGAUUCUGGUACAGGAUACACUGGACGAACAGCACCCAGAUAAACACAGCACCGUGUUGGAAAAUCUGAAACCUGGUGCCAACUACCGGUUCAGAGUCCGAUCCAUGAACAGAUACGGCAUGGGUCUACCCAGUCUGCCAACAACUGAAAUUCAUAUCCCUGGAGAUCGUCCAUAUGUUGCCCCGGCGAUGGUUUCAGGAGGUGGUGGACGUGUUGGACUUCUCGUCAUAGUCUGGAUGCCCCUGCCACCCGAGGAUGCAAAUGGAAAUGGUGUUGGGUAUCGUGUGUUCUGGAGGAAGAAGCCACUCGGAAUCACAGAAUCACGCUGGAAAGAGAAAGCACUGUUUGGUCAAGACGUGAACACGUACACAGCUCUGGUUGGCAGUGAAAACUACUACAGGGAAUAUGAAGUCCGUGUGCAGGCCUUCAACGAGUUUGGAAGCGGCAACAUGUCACACAUUGCUACCAUCUAUUCAGCGGAAGACUUACCAUACGGAACCCCAAGAAGUGUGCACGUGUUCAGUUUCAACAGCACUGCCAUGAGGGUUGCCUGGAUACCGGUUCCCGACAACCGUGAAUACAUGAAGGGAAGACUGAUUGGAUACAAAGUAAACUACUGGAGGAAGGGUAAAGAGACUGAGAUUCAGGCGGUACAGCAGAUUCUGCAGGGUCAGCGAGAGAGUGGCCUGAUCAUCGGGCUGGAGCCCAACACGUGGUACUCGGUCACAGUACAGGUCUACAACUCGGCUGGCAACGGACCGAAGAGCGAAUUCUUCCACCAGAUCACAGACCGGCGGCCACCUCAGAACUAUCCAACAGAGGUUCACAUAUACUCCUAUAGCAAAGACCGAGUUCGCGUAUCAUUCCGUGGGGUCAGCACACAAGCCUUUGAGGAACCACUGCAAGGUUACAAAGUUAAGUACUGGAGAGUGGGUGAGGACAUUAGGAAGGCUAGGAUUUUCGACUGUAAGAAGUCAUUUGAUUCAAUUCUACCAAACAUUGAGGAGGCCACGGUGUACCAGCUGAGAGUUUAUGGCUACAGUCGCGGUGGCCAGGGCAAGAUGAGUUCACCCGCCACUCUCUUUACAUUAGGUGGAAUGGUCACAAACAUCAUCAACCCUGCAACCACCGACAUCAUCGCACUGGGCUGCUCCACAACGCCAUCCGUUCUGCUCACUAUAGGAUCUGUCAUAGCACUGUGGUCCAUCCAUUAGCAGCAGGUUCAUGUGCAGCAUAAUAAGUCCAAGCUCAUCCUGUAAAGACAUUUAGCAAUUCCAGCUCAUCAUCAUUUUAAUCAAAACUUUUACAUUCCAGUGAAACUGAUUUCACCUACUAAUUUUUAUUAAAUAUGUGGAGAUUUACAAAUCCCUAAUUUAUGUAUGUCAUCCAUUUUUUUAAAUAAUACUGUGAUCAAUUUUGUUUUAAUUAUUAUUUUUUAUUGUUAAACAGAAAAUGUGUUUUCAGAACAAAAAACUGUAUUCUGUCUUUGUAGUAAUGUGCCAUGAAAAAUAUAAUUUAAGCUUUAAGUAUUUGUACCAAUAUAGAACAUAUUCUGACCAUUUUAUACAAAGUUAAUGUUGUAUUGUCUUAAAAUAUGUUUGUAAAUAAAAACAAACUUGAUUUUAUUUUCCUGAUACAGAUACAAUAUAAUGCAUUGUCUUAAAAUAUGUUUGUAAAUGUAAAACAAAACUUGAGUUAAUUUUCCAAACAAAGAUGAAAUUGUCUUGAUUUUUUUAGACUAAUUUAGAGAAGAACAUAUUGUAAAUAAAACAAAACAUUUAUUCUGAAUAUUAAUGAAUAUGAAAUUAUUCUUGAUGACAUGUAGAAUUUCAAUUUGUCUGACAUAAUUAGCAAUAAUUAAUUGUGCCUAUUAUACUGGUAGUAUUUUAUUUACAUUUAUUAAAUUCAGAUCAGUUUGGUUUCUUUAUAUACUAGAAUAACCAUUUAUAAUUUUAGUAAACUAGUUUGUGAACUAUAGUUUUACUAGAUAAUAUAUUCAUAUUGAGAAUAUGGAUGAGAAAAUGUAUUUCAAACUUUUUAUCUGAAUCCACCCCUACCCACAUUUGUUUAGUAUUUUAAAUUGAGUGGUGCAUUAAUUUUGGCUGUAUGUUUAGUAAUAAAGCAAACAUUGAUAGUUAAAAGAUUUAGCUAGUUUGUCUGCCUCUGAUGUCAAGUUUUCAACUUAAGAUGAGUGAAUUUGUACUUUGUUUUAGACUUAUAUUUUAAUAUGCAAAAAAAUCCCUUAAAUUCUUAGUUUUUUAUUGAUUUACAUUGAAAAUAGGAUCUACUGGUAAAUUGAUGUCAUGAACAUGUUUCAUUAUUCCAGUUAAAAUUUUAAACAGCAAUACAUUUGGAUUUAAUUUAACCUUAAAAUAACAUAACAUAACAUAUUUAGAUUUUAAGAAUAUUUUUAAUAUUUGGUUGUGUUUUUAUUUUAUUUUUAUUGUUUAAAAUACUGUUGAUAUUUAGUAGUUCUGCUGUUUUACAUUUGAGGGACUGUAAAGCAGAUUGAACUGGUGAAAUGUAAUGGAAAUUGAUACAUAAAAUCAGUUUAAACCAUCCUUUUAGAAACUUAAUUGGGUCCAUUUACAUUAACACAAUUAUUAUUAUGUAUAUAAUAUGAUGAUGAUCAUCAUCCUUGUAAAUAAGCCAUUUAUUAACAGUCCUAAUUAAUUAUUGUAAUAAAACUGCCAUGAAAUAAUUAGAAUAAUAUUCAUUGCUUUGGUUAUGUAGUCAAUCCAGUUUUCAGUCCCUUUGUUCUUUUUCUUUAUUCACCACCUUUUACCGCUUUUUGCUUUUAUAUAUUGUCUCACUUUUACAAUGUAAACUGUCCUUUGUUUUUUGUUUUAUUUUGUAAUUAUUAUUAAGACUCUAUCAUGUCCCAAGAUUGAGGUAAAUGUUUGUUUUAUUAAGAUAUAUAAUAGGGUAUUGUCUUUUGACCUGUGUAUUAUUUUAUGGUUAGUUGGGUAAGUAAACUGAAAACCCAUUCAUUCAAGUUUCAUAUGUUUUAGGGUUUUGAAAAAUUUUAAUAUUUUUUAAUGUUAAUGAUAAAUAUUGAUAGGGUAACAGGUGACCGAUCAAUUCACAAAGAGUACAAAAAACAACCAGGUUUAUGUGUGGUAGGUUAUAAAAUUUGAUCAAGUCUGAACUAAAGGUAAAGUCAUCUAAGUGAUGGACAAUUGAUCUUGAAAUCUUAAAAAGGAAAGUAUUAACAUUUCAUUUAUACUUAUUUCUGUACAUCUAUCCAGUUAAGGUUGAAGCAUGCUGUCCUGUGCACACACAUCAACUAUUUAGGCUGUCUGUCCGGGACAGUACCCAUUGAGUCGUUAAACUCACUCUGGGUGGGAGCAGGUACUAGGCUGCGAACCCAAUACCUACCAGCCUUGUGUCUCAUAGCUAAAAUACUACACCACCAAGGCCAUAGUUAUUAAGAAAAUAGUAUGAUAGGAUAGUGAUUCAAAAAGCUGUUACUAACAUUUUGAAAUAUUGUCCCCUUUAUUUUGUCAAUUUAUUGAUAGUAUAAAACCUGUCAUGUGACGUUAAUUGUUCCAUACAUUAAUAUUAUCUACCCUCUGUAUGUAUAAAUUAUGUACUGGUAGUUAGCUAGAUGUUAUUGUGGAUUGAUCAGGAUUCACACAUUAAACACUGAUUGUUUUUACAGGGUAUUUAUUUAAAAGUGUAUUUAACAUUUCAUUUAAAAAUAUUAUGAAUAGGUCAAAAUAUAUUCAGGUUUAUAUUUAGGCAACAUUAAACAAAACUAUUCAAUUGUAUUAGCUCUGCAAACUUUUCAAUCUAUAAAAGUGAAAAAAAUUCCAUAUUGAUUUUGUAUAUUUUAUAAUUUUUGUAUACCAUAAUAUAUAAUUAUUGUAUAUGUAGUUUAAUUUUCUUGAGAAAUAAUCCCAAUUUGACCAGUAAUUGGAGGCCAGUUACAUAAACAAAUUAUUUCAUUAAACACCUUGAAGUGUACAAAAUAUCUGGAGCAAAUCUGAAAAACAUUAAGGGACAGAUACUGAAAAGACAUCUUGAAAAUUUAUCACAUCCUAAAAGUGGGAAGCCUGCUAAUUUUACCAUGAACCAUAUUUGCAGUUAGUGAAGGUCUGGUGAUUGGUUUUCUGUUUUGAAUAUACAGAUCUGAGUUGAUAGUAAUAAUAGGUGGUCAUUGCUACUAGAAAAAAAUAUUCUAUGCAACACUUAACAAUAAUGUAAAUUUUUAUUUAUGAAUACUGGUCAUUAUUUCAUAGUUACUUUUAGAAUGAAUAUUAUAAUUACAAUGUCCCAUUUAAAAUGUAUUUUUAAUAACAUGGAUAUCACCAGAAAUGUUUGAAACGGUUCUUUUUCAUAAUAAAUUAGUACAUCUUAUGGCAAAUAUUCCAUUUAUUAUUAAAGGUGUGGAACUUCAAAAAGAACUAAAUAAUUGACCGAGGGUUUUUCGUUUACAGCUCCAAACCCCAAUAGUUAUAGCCUGAAUACCUGUUGGGAAAUAUAGAUUCAUUUUGUUCUAAUAUAGAAAUUAAUAUUUUUUUAAUUCAUAUGAAUAUUAUCAUUUUAAAAGAUACUAUUCAUCUUGUUUGAAAUUGUUUAAAGUGGUCGAAGUAAUCUUACAUUAUAAAUUUUGUUUGACAUUUAAACUUCAAUAAACCUACUACUUGUCAUGGUAUUUAACAGUAUGUAUGUGUAUGUGUGUGUAUAUAUAUAUAUAUAUAUAUAUAUACAUAUAUACAUAUAUACAUAUACAUAUACAUACUGUAUAAUACACAUGCAUACAUAUUGCUGUUUAUAUUUAAUGUUAAAACAGCAACUCUUCUCUUUUUUUUUUAUCUGUCUUGUUAUUUAUGUUAAAAAUAGCCUUAUAUGGCGUAUUAUAACUGCAAAGUUCCCACUGUAUUUUAUUUUAUAAAAUAUAAUUAUUUCUGUUUGAAGAUGCAGAUUUCUGAGAUUAUAUUUUAUACUUCUGCAGGUACUGGUAAGAUUGUAAGUAAUAUUUUUUAUAUUUGAAAUAAAAUUUUAUAUGUUAA